This is a messenger RNA of Photinus pyralis (common eastern firefly), 2523 nucleotides long. Its product is annotated as protein abrupt-like. The coding region runs from base 287 to 1786 and encodes 499 amino acids. NCBI's taxonomy places the organism in Eukaryota, Metazoa, Arthropoda, Insecta, Coleoptera, Lampyridae. The record is from RefSeq and is a predicted model, not a curated record. Gene Ontology annotation, biological process: regulation of transcription by RNA polymerase II. Gene Ontology annotation, cellular component: nucleus. The transcript has 4 exons. Gene Ontology annotation, molecular function: protein binding.
UAAAUUGAUAUACGAAAAUUAGAAAAUUUUAACGGUGAGAAAGUGCUUUUAGUGCGUGUUUACAAUUAUCUACAAAUCAAAACAUGGAAUUUUGAAAGAAGUCGAAAAUAUGUGUUGUAUUGAUUAUUUCGUGUAUUUUGAAGUUCUAAAAAGGUGACUCACGUUUUUUUUGUAAACAGAUAAGGCGUGUUUCGCCUUAAUAAACUACGAAGUGAAGUGAACUCCAUAAAGUGUGUUUGUUUUCAGUUUUAAUAGUGUAUGUAACCAAAAAAUUUCAAAAAACAAAAUGUUACCUCAACAGUAUUGUUUACGUUGGAGAUACCAUCAUUCAAAUUUACAAACAAUGUUUUCACAGUUACUAGAAAGGGAGGCGUUUUGUGAUGUGACAUUAGCUUGCGAAGGAAAAACUCUUAAGGCACACAAAAUAGUUCUUUCGGCGUGCAGUACAUACUUCGAUACGAUAUUAUCGCAGUACGAGGAAAAGGACCCUAUUCUCAUUAUGAAAGAUGUUAAAUAUGUAGAUAUUAAAUGCUUAGUCGAAUUUAUGUACAAAGGAGAAAUCAACGUAGAUCACUGUCACCUGGCCACACUAUUAAAAACGGCAGAAGAACUUCGAAUAAAAGGCUUGGCGGAAGUCUCGUGGCGAGACGAAGAAGGCAACAAUGACACGAGCGUAAAUGGCGUACAAUCAGCUUUACCAAAUGUAUCUACAGUAAUGGACAGUCCAAAAAACGAACCGCCCAAUAAAAGGAAAAGGGGUCGACCGCCAAUAGACGAUUACGAGCAAGCAUUUACAACACCAAAAAUUACCAGUGUCACAGGGAAUGCGGAGGAAGGUUAUUCGAAUGAUGCGUUGUCAAGUAGUGAUCAAGACUUAUCAAUAUGGGAAGAAGAAUCGGCAGCGAACGACAACGAUCAAACAGAACUGGAUGAACCCCCGCCCAAAAUAAAAUCGGAAUCUCUUCAAGAGGACGAUCUGUUAAUGGAUGACAGCGCUAUGGACCUAGGACCUGACUCAAAAUUUGACUUACAAUCUUCCGGUGGUCAGAAUAAAGGAAAUAAUGGCGCCAAACAAUCAACAAAUUCUUCCAAUUCUGCCACUACGUCAUGCCUCACCGCAGCUAUAGAAAAAGAAUGGCCAGAUGUUAUAAAAAUGAAUGACUAUUUAAGUACGGGCAGAAGACAGCAGUUUUGGGAGGAACCUUUUACGAAACGCGUUAUGGACGCGAUUAAAACAAAAAAUUUAGAAAUGAAGAUUGCCGCCGAACUGUUAGGAGUCUCAUAUGGUACACUUUAUGGCCGAUAUAGGGACGCAUAUGGUUGCUUGAAACAUCCUUACAGAGUAAGAGAUUUUUGGAGUGAGCAAGGUCCAACAGACAUCCUUUUAAAAUUGAAGAGAAAGGAAGUAACACUAUUUCGUGCAGCAGAACAGUUAAAUGUUACGCCGCAAACGUUAUCGAACUAUUUAAUUUCGAUGUCACAGCUCGAUAACGAAACAAUGACUCCCCACGGAAGCAUUGACAAGUACGAUGACGGAGAAUCAGACGAAGAUGGAGAUAGUAUUUUACCCGAUCUGCCUUCAAAUAUAAAUGUAUAUAAAAAUAUGAAAUCUUCAAAUAAUUCUCCAGCAUCGUCGACAAGUAACGCUACCACUUCGGUACUUGCAAACUGUCCUGACGUGACGGUUAUUAAAAAGGAAAAAUUGGAAGGACUGAUUGGAAAGAUGAAUAACAAUUCGGAUCAUUCCAGUUCGCAAUCUAAUAAUUCGGAUCAAAUACAGAAAUAACUAUAUUCUUCUAAACAUUUCCAAUUUUAGUAUUUUAUACAGACCAAAGUAAAUUUUGUACUGUUUCGUUGUAUUUUAUUUUUAGUUAAACGUAAUAGAAUGAAAAACAUUGUAGUGAUAUCGAAAAUACCAAAUUGUCUGUUAUGAAAUAACACUGUAUAUUACAUUUGCGCAAUAUUGGCAGUUGUAGUCUAGUAUUAGGAACAUAUCACAGAGUCCCGUGGACCCUCUGACGCACUGAAUUAACAUUGCAAUCCUACAUUAGUGCUUUAACUAGUAGGUCGUUUGGUAAAAUAUCUGCUCUCCUCUCAGUAUUUGUAUUUUGUGUGCAUUAUUAUUUGUACAGGGCGAGUAUCGUGCCCCUUAGAUAUGUAAGUCUAUUUUUAGAAUAUUAUUUAUGUACCUAUGUAUUGUUCGUAGGUUUAGGAUUGUCAUAUAUUUAUAUCAAGCAUAUAAGCUAAGGGUUCAUGUUUUCCUACUACAUCAUACAUAAACAGAUCAUAUAUUAUUUGUUGAGUGCCUAAUAUUUGUGUUUUUUACAUAUAUUAUAAAUAGAUUUAUUUUAUGUAUCUAUCGAUCUGGAUUUUAAGUACAUAUCCUUUUUGGUUUUAGGACUACAUUCUAAAGAAUAAUUAAUAUUACGUAUAGAAUUAAUUAGUUAGUGCUACAUGAUGCACAAGACUCUAACGAUAAGGAAUUUGAACUGUAUUGUAAAUAAUAAUAGUGAUAGUAACAUA